AUGGAAAAGUGCACCAAAAGAAAGAAGAAACAUCUGGAGGGCGAGAUUAUGAAUGGAGAACGGGUACCCGAUAUGCAAUUAGGAAAGUGCCGAUAUGUUCGAUUACAUGACAAUGUAAAUUACGUCGCUGCGGGUAUCAUUCUCCGAGGAGAAGGGCCCGAGACAGGAGGGUGCUUCUUGAUCAGGAGUUGCCAAAAAAGACUGCUACGGAAAUGGAUUAUGCCGGCAGACGUGUUCGAAGAGGCGAAAAUGAGAACGCUGUUAAACGAGAGGUACGAGAGGAGUCCGGUUAUGAAUGUGAUGUAA
Molecule: messenger RNA, 306 nt
Organism: Ostertagia ostertagi
Lineage: Eukaryota; Metazoa; Nematoda; Chromadorea; Rhabditida; Trichostrongylidae
Source: the annotation of a GenBank genome assembly